AGAGUUGUAGGGGAAGUGUAACGAGGGAGGAUCGCCUACAGCUCACAGCUUGAGAGGACACAAUUGUGACAGCUUGUCUGAAAAAAAAGCACCGACAUUUCAUCCCAACCCCGACGUGACUGCCACCGGGACCUCGUUAGGGUGCAAAUUUCGAGAUCCCGGGACAGCAAAAGUCCCAUCUACGGGAAAUUUAGGGCAAGGAAACCGGAGAGAGAGAAAGAGGAAACAUUGUAACAUUGUAGAGAAGAAGGUGGAAGGGACAGAAGAUUCUCCUCUUAGGUGGACCUCCUAGGUGGACCUUCUAGGUGGACUUUCUAGGUGGACUUUCUAGGUGGACCUCCUAGGUGGACUUGGGUAGACCCUCAACUCAUCCGGUCACCGAGGCUUGGUGAAGAAGUCGGGAGGGGGGGGCGAUGAUGGUGAAGAAGACUCUUCACUACGACCAAUGAACUCCUGGAAGAGUGGAAGGCAGAAAGGAUCGCAGCUUCACCCGCCCGGAAAAGUGUCUUUGGCUCCGGCAGAGGAAGAUGAAGCUUUGUGACAGCGAGCUGCACACCCAUGAAAGUCGGCAGCAGGGAAGAGAGGGGUAAAGGGUUCCCGGGAGCCGAGGCAGACGCGCUGAGAAGGCAACAUGGCACGGUGGCCCCUUUCUGGGUUCCUCGCCGUCCUGGUCGGGCUCCUGCUCUCCCUGCAGAGGUCCCUGACCAAUGAAAUUCUAGGACUGAAGAUACCACCAGAACCGGUACUUAAUGCCAACACCGUGUGCUUGACGUUACCUGGACUGACCCGGCGCCAGAUGGAAGUCUGUAUGCGGAACCCGGAUGUCACGGCCUCAGCCAUUCAGGGGAUCCAAAUCGCCAUCCACGAGUGCCAGCACCAGUUUAGGGACCACCGUUGGAAUUGUUCCAGCCUGGAAACCAAGAACAAGAUUCCUUAUGAGAGCGCAGUUUUCAGCAGAGGAUUCCGGGAGAGCGCCUACGCCUAUGCUAUCGCGGCAGCUGGAGUGGUCCAUGCGGUGUCCAACGCUUGUGCCAUGGGCAAGCUGAAGUCUUGCGGUUGUGAUGAGAAGAGGAGAGGGGAUGAAGAUGCAUUCAAAGCUAAGCUGCACAGGUUGCAGAUGGAAGCAAUGAAUCGGGGGAAGGGGAUGGUCCAUGGUGUAAUGGAACACAUGCCUGCUGACGUUCCGGGGCCACAGGACUCCUGGGAAUGGGGAGGCUGCAGCCCCGAUGUGGAAUACGGGGAGAAGUUUUCCAAAGACUUCUUGGAUUCUCGGGAACUUUACAGAGACAUACACGCCCGCAUGAGGCUCCAUAACAACAGAGUGGGAAGGCAGGUUGUGAUGGACAACAUGAAACGGAAAUGCAAAUGCCAUGGUACUUCAGGAAGCUGCCAGCUCAAGACCUGUUGGCAGGUCACCCCUGAGUUUCGAGCGAUUGGCUCCGUUCUGAAGGACAGGUUCACGGUGGCCACCCUUAUAAGGCCCCACAACAGAAACAAUGGACAGCUGGGCCAGCUGGAGCAGACGCAGGCCCCGUAUCGGAGGCGAGCCAGCAUGAAUGACUUGGUGUAUUUCGAGAAGUCGCCCGACUUCUGCGAGCAGGAGCUGCAUAUGGACUCGGCUGGGACGCAAGGGCGGAUAUGCAACAAAACCAGCCCCGGUAUGGACAACUGCGAGAGCCUCUGCUGCGGCCGGGGCCACAACAUCCUGCGGCAGACGCGCAGCGAGCGCUGCAACUGCAAGUUCCACUGGUGCUGCUAUGUGGUGUGCGAAGAAUGCCGCAUCACAGAGUGGGUGAGCGUGUGUAAAUAAAGAGCGGACGCUACGAGGACUACCCGGCUUCCAAGAUUUUAUAUGAAAAAAAAAACAAUGAGGUUCUCUACGGGAAAUAUAAAUAUUAUCACUCCAGGGACUUACAGCCCUCAACUCAUGCAUCUCCCGUCUUCCUCAUAGAUUAGCCUGGGACUACAUUGCACCGUUGACUGCCCGUGUUCACUUCUUCACAUACCGGAUUUUGGUUGCCCAAUAGGAAUAAGGAGGUUCUGUAAUUCAAGGCAAAGUGACAGGUUCUCUUGUCAGAGCCUUGGUGACAACUCAACUGUGGCUGCUCAAACCGUCAAGGUCAAAAACAAAUCAAUGAACUUAGACAUUGGACUUAAAAUUAGAAGCAACGCCUGGACUGCAUAUCCAAAAAUAUGAAAAAAAUUGGACUUUUCAAAGCAAAAAAAGAUUAAUUUAACUCCUAAUAAAUAAAUGUA
This is a messenger RNA of Rana temporaria (common frog), 2256 nucleotides long. RefSeq names its product Wnt family member 10A (gene WNT10A). The transcript is spliced from 4 exons. Gene Ontology annotation, cellular component: extracellular region. Gene Ontology annotation, molecular function: cytokine activity; frizzled binding. Gene Ontology annotation, biological process: multicellular organism development; neuron differentiation; cell fate commitment. Lineage: Eukaryota; Metazoa; Chordata; Amphibia; Anura; Ranidae. The coding region runs from base 632 to 1810 and encodes 392 amino acids. The record is from RefSeq and is a predicted model, not a curated record.